AUGCCAACUUCUACAGAAGUCACUGUAUGGAGUGUUCAGUCUCCUAGCAUGCGUACCAAUCAAGCAGUGCCCAUAUCAAACAUGGAAAGAGAAUCAUCCAAAAAAGACACCAUACAGGAUAUUGCCUUUAAAUUAGCCGAACAGCAGUUGCAUCUAUUACAAGUGGAAAAUGGUCCUAAGGAGCGAACAGUAUUCGUUUUAGGCAGUAAGGCUGUGGGUAAAACCACGGCCAUUAAUGCAUUUUUUGAUCGAGAAGAUGCCUCCAAACCUACUCUAGCCUUAGAAUAUUCAUAUGGCCGUAGAACCGGCCAUUUGCAGAAACAAAUACUUAAUGUAUGGGAAUUGGGUUCAUUGGAAAAUUCCCAGCAAUUGCUAAAAGUGCCUUUGAAAAGUCAUGGCUUAGUUAAUUUUUCGGCAGUUAUAAUGCUGGAUUUGUCACAACCUCAAAGGCUGUGGUCAGAUUUGGAGAUGGCUUAUGAGGGUCUCAGGCAAAGUUGUGAAGAAAUUAUGGCAACCCAAACUGAUCAAGUUUCUAAUGUAUUAUAUGAAAAAGCUAAAGAACGCAUAAAAAAGGAUCAUCAGGAUAUGUCUACUUUACAGCUAAUGCCUUUUCCUUUGGUUUUAGUGGGAGCCAAAUAUGAUUUGUUUAUGGGUUAUGAACCUGAACUUAAAAAACAUGUCUGCCGUUGUUUGAGAUCUAUGGCCCAUUUAAUAGGCGCUAGCUUAAUAUUUUAUUCAAGUAAAAUCCAAAAAUUAGCCAAAACUUUGCGUGACACUAUAAGUCAUUUGGGUUUUGGCAGUCCCUCAAAUCCUUUUCGCACCCACAAUACCGAUUAUAAUGAUGCGCUGUCUAUAUGGUUUGGCACAGAUUGUUGGCAAAAAAUAUCACCCCUGGGGGCUCAAAAUCUGCAAAGUAUUGAAACGAAUUUUACCACAGAAGUUCCGCAACAACAACAGGCUAGAUUUAAAGAUGUUCUUAAUGAUCCCGCCAAGGAUAUGGGAUUUCGUGAGAGCAUUAUAGAUGAAAUGCGUGCCCAAAAAGAUGAUGAAUUGGAGGGCCUUAUUAAAGAUGCCCAGCUGAGGAGUAAAUUUCAAAGUGUAGCUACUUAAAGGAGGUAAAUCUGGCAAAUAAAUUAAGAAAAAACAUUCACAAUAGUGAACAAACAAAUUCAAACAUUGUAAAAAAUAUAGAAUUGCUGUA
This is a messenger RNA of Calliphora vicina (urban bluebottle blowfly), 1201 nucleotides long. RefSeq names its product cytoplasmic dynein 2 light intermediate chain 1. The transcript has 3 exons. Lineage: Eukaryota; Metazoa; Arthropoda; Insecta; Diptera; Calliphoridae. The coding region runs from base 1 to 1110 and encodes 369 amino acids. Gene Ontology annotation, cellular component: axoneme; ciliary basal body; cytoplasmic dynein complex. The record is from RefSeq and is a predicted model, not a curated record. Gene Ontology annotation, biological process: intraciliary retrograde transport; intraciliary transport involved in cilium assembly. Gene Ontology annotation, molecular function: dynein heavy chain binding.